UGAUCAUUGAGCACCAGCCCACACAAACACAUUAAUGGAGAACCAUAACAAGGUUCUAAUGCUAUUUGCAUAUACUUUCUUUUUUUUCUCUAUACAAACUUUUUCUAAACAAAACACUCUUACAACUAUAACACCAAAUCAAUUUAUUCAAUAUAAUGACACCCUUGUUUCUUCAACUGGAAUCUUUGAAGCAGGUUUUUUCAACUUUGGAGAUCCACAACGUCAAUACUUUGGUAUAUGGUACAAAACCAUAUCACCAAGGAUUAUUGUAUGGGUUGCUAAUACAGAUAAUCCAAUACAAAACUCAUCUGUAAUACUCAAACUCACCGAAGAAGGAAGCCUUCUUAUUCUUGAUGGAUCAAGAGGUAAAAUUUGGUCCUCCAAUUCAUCAAGGAUCACAGUUGUGCAGUUGUUAGAUUCAGGAAACCUUGUUGCGAAUGAUGCGAACAACACCACAUUAUGGGAAAGCUUUGAUUAUCCUGGUAAUACUUUCCUUCCUGGAAUGAAGCUGAGAACUAAUUUACUUACAGGUCCUUAUAAAUAUAUCAAAUCUUGGAAAAGUCCUGACGAUCCUUCCGACGGUGAGUUUUCGUAUCGGAUGGAUACUCGUGGUUAUCCUCAAUUGAUUGUUGCUAAAGGAGCAAAAAUUCUUCAUAGAGGAGGGUCAUGGAAUGGAUAUAUUUUUACUGGAAUUUCAUGGCAAAUGCAUAGAUACUUUAAUUUUUCAUUCGUGUUAACUAACAAAGAAGUCUCAUCCGAUUACGAAACGUUGAAUAGUUCGAUGAUUACUAGAUUUAUUCUAGAUCAAUCAGGAAAUUCGCAACGUUUCGUUUGGUCGGAUAGGACUCAAGAUUGGGAGGCUAUAAUUUCACGCCCAUUAGAUGACUGUGAAAAUUACGCAAUGUGUGGUGUAAACUCAAACUGCAAUAUUAAUGACUCUCCAAUUUGUAAAUGUUUGGAUGGUUUUAUACCAAAAUUUCAAUCAAAAUGGGAUUCAUCAGAUUGGACUGGUGGAUGUAUAAGGAGAACUAAAUUGAAUUGUGUUAAUGGAGAUGAGUUUUUGGCAUACACAAAUGUGAAGUUGCCUGACACAUCAUCAUCUUGGUUUGAUAAGAGGUUGAGCCUUGAUGAAUGUAAGAAUGUGUGUUUGAAAAACUGUACUUGCAUUGGAUAUGCAAAUUUAGAUGUUAGAGAUGGUGGGAGUGGUUGCUUGCUUUGGUUUGAUAGCAUUGUUGACAUGAGAGAACAUGUGGACCAAGGACAAGACAUUUACCUACGACUUGCAUCUUCAGAACUAGAUCAUAUAAAGAAUAAGAAGAACUUGAAUAUGAAGAAGCUUGCUGGGAUUCUUGGAGUAAUUAUUGCAUUCAUCAUAGCACUUACAGUUCUUUUGUUGGUCUCAUCAACAUUUAGGAAGAAGCUUGGGUAUAUAAAAAAGUUAAUUAAAUGGAACCACAAGAAAGAAAACAAGGAAAAUAAAGAAGAUGAGUUGGCAACAGUAUUUGAUUUUUCAACCAUUGAUAAUGCCACAAAUAACUUCUCUAACAGAAACAAGUUAGGAGAAGGUGGCUUUGGACCAGUAUACAAGGGUAUAUUAGCAGAUGGACAAGAGAUUGCCGUUAAGAGACUUUCUAAAACAUCAGGACAAGGAACUGAGGAGUUCAAAAAUGAAGUUAAAUUAAUGGCAACACUUCAACAUCGUAAUCUUGUAAAACUUCUUGGUUGUUCUAUUCAUCAUCAUGAGAAGUUGUUGAUCUAUGAGUUCAUGCCUAACAGAAGCUUGGAUUACUUUAUUUUUGAUAAUACACGAAGUAAAUUACUAGAUUGGACAAAGCGCUUGGAAAUUAUUGAUGGGAUUGCUCGGGGGCUGUUAUAUCUCCAUCAAGAUUCUACACUGAGAAUCAUACAUAGAGAUCUCAAGACAAGCAAUAUUCUUCUUGAUAUUGAUAUGAUCCCAAAGAUAUCAGAUUUUGGUCUAGCCAGAUCAUUUGUAGAAGAUGAAGUUGAGGCUAAUACAAAUAGAGUGAUGGGAACAUAUGGUUAUAUGCCUCCGGAAUAUGCGGUGCAUGGAUCUUUUUCAAUAAAAUCUGAUGUCUUUAGCUUUGGUGUCAUUGUACUUGAGAUAAUUAGCGGGAGGAAGAACCGUGGAUUUUGUGAACCUCGCCAUCAUCUUAACCUUCUUGGUCAUGCAUGGAGACUAUGGAUUGAAGAAAGACCAAUGGAGUUGAUAGCGGACAUAUUAUAUGAUGAGGCAAUAUCUUCAGACAUAUUAAGAUUCAUUCAUGUGGGUCUAUUGUGUGUACAACAUCAACCAGAAAAUAGGCCUAAUAUGUCGUCUGUGGUUUUUAUGUUAAAAGGCGGAAAUUUAAUCCCAAAACCAAGUGAACCCGGAUUCUACGUAGGAACAGAUGAUACAAUGAACACAAGAUCUUCUUCAAAAGGGUGUUCGGUAAAUGAAGUUUCAAUCUCAUUGUUAGAGGCUAGAUAGUAUGCAACCGUGAUUUUUACAAACAUAAGAGAGAAAACUCUAUUUUAUACUCAAUAUGAUAGUAAAUCAUUAAAACUAGAUCACCAUGACUUGUGCACAAGAAAAACUGUAUAUGUUAGAAUCAUUCUAAAUAUAUUCUUAUAGUGAAAAACAAUUAUUUUUAAGCAAAA
Cicer arietinum (chickpea) is the source of this 2658-nucleotide messenger RNA. Its product is annotated as G-type lectin S-receptor-like serine/threonine-protein kinase At4g27290. Gene Ontology annotation, molecular function: ATP binding; protein serine/threonine kinase activity. Gene Ontology annotation, biological process: protein phosphorylation; recognition of pollen. Lineage: Eukaryota; Viridiplantae; Streptophyta; Magnoliopsida; Fabales; Fabaceae. Gene Ontology annotation, cellular component: plasma membrane. The record is from RefSeq and is a predicted model, not a curated record.